AUGAAGUGUGUAUUUUUGUUGUUCUUGGCCAUGUCAGUGGCCGGCCAAUUCGUUAGUGAUUUUUACAAACGUUUUGCCAAGGAUAAUUUAGACAAAAACAUUUGUAUUUCGCCUUUCUCCGUCGAAAUCCUUAUGCAUAUGGUCUACAUGGGAGCCGGGGGAAAGACAGCCCAAGAACUGAGAAAAAUACUGAAGCCGCCACCCAACGAAUCGCAAGUGGCCCCAAGAUUCAAGGACAUUUUGACCAAUCUCGAAGUAAAUGAGAACGAGGUCAUUCUGGCCAAUCGCAUAUACGUCAACGAUGAAUACCAGUUAGUUUCGGGCUAUAAUGAGCUGGUUAAGGAUUCCUUUAAGGCUGAGGCCCAGACUAUCAACCUAAAAAAUUCCGACAAUGCAGCUUCCGUUGUCAAUAAGUGGGCAAUUGAAGUGUCCAGCGGCAGGAUAAGAAAUAUAGUUUCACCCAAUGAUAUGAAACCGGACUUAAAAGUGGCGCUCUUAAGUGCCAUUUAUUUUAAGCCCGAGUGGCUGUACAAGUUCAACCCAAAGGAUACCUAUAUUGCCGAUUUCCAUGUUACUGCCCAGAAACGCAUUCCUGUCGAAAUGAUGAGAAUGAGUGGCAAUUUCGGGGUGAAAAUUACUUUUCGCUUAAAUGCCCAAUAUAUAUAUCUGCCUUUGCGGAACUCAAACCUAACCAUGGUGAUCUUUUUGCCCCUUGAAGUCGAUGGCCUGGAAAAGGUGGAGAAGAGGAUCUCAACCUAUUUCUUCCGAACAAUACACAAGGAAUAUGUGGACUUAAGGCUGCCCAAGUUUAAAAUCGAAUUUUCCGCAGAUGUGAAGAACAUUCUUGGGAAGAUGGGCAUACGAGAUGCAUUUGAGAGCUCUGCGGACUUAAGUGGUCUAGUAAAACCGUCAAAGGCCCCGAUCAACAAAGUCUUUCAAAAGGCCUCUUUUGAGGUUGAUGAGGAGGGCGACGACGAAGACACUCCUCCAAUUGAGGAAUACAACAAAUGUGCAGGUUGCGGGCAAUGGGAGUUCAUCGCAGAGCACCCGUUUGCCUACCUCAUUCGGGAUCAGCAUACUACUUACAUUCAAGGACAUGUCGUUAACCCGGGAACGUGAAAUAUAAUAUAAUUGAUAACCAAAAAAAUC
Drosophila gunungcola (fruit fly) is the source of this 1149-nucleotide messenger RNA. Its product is annotated as serine protease inhibitor 42Dd-like. The coding region runs from base 1 to 1119 and encodes 372 amino acids. The record is from RefSeq and is a predicted model, not a curated record. The transcript has 4 exons. Gene Ontology annotation, molecular function: serine-type endopeptidase inhibitor activity. Lineage: Eukaryota; Metazoa; Arthropoda; Insecta; Diptera; Drosophilidae.